Messenger RNA from Penicillium cinerascens, 3072 nucleotides. Its product is annotated as KAR9 family protein. The transcript has a single exon. Gene Ontology annotation, cellular component: spindle pole body; mating projection tip; cell cortex. NCBI's taxonomy places the organism in Eukaryota, Fungi, Ascomycota, Eurotiomycetes, Eurotiales, Aspergillaceae. The coding region runs from base 1 to 3072 and encodes 1023 amino acids. Gene Ontology annotation, biological process: nuclear migration along microtubule; establishment of spindle localization; mitotic spindle orientation checkpoint signaling. The record is from RefSeq and is a predicted model, not a curated record.
AUGCAUGCCACAGUCGGCGGCCCAACUUCUGCGACUGACAUCGCACCGCCCUCAUCCAGCGCGUCCGCCUUGUCCGCAUCUCCUCCGCCCGCCGGCUCCCCCAAUGAACACGGACCAUCCCCUCUCCGCCGCUUGAAAUCGAAGUCCUCCCUCUGGAGUAUUGGGAGCAGCAAUCAAAGCACCCACGAGGACGAAACAGCCCAGGAGCCCAAUAGUGCGGAGAAAACUAACGGCCGUUCGAUCUUCCGCCGCCUGUCUCCUGCCCUCGCUGCUCGGGUAAAGCUGCUCGACGGCGGCAGCAAGGUGACUAGUACGCCUCGCAACCCAGCAGUUGGUCGGAUCCCAGAAGAACACCUCAAGGUGCUGGACAGUCUACACCAGGACCUGUCGAUCAAGGUUGAGAGGAGAGGUCAAGCGUGGAACGGUACAACGAACACAUCUCCGGCAACAACGCAGACUCCGAAGCGAAGCGCGUCCAACACUCUCGAAUUACCCAGCCAGGAUCUCCUGCGAGAGAUUUCCGAAGCGCUCGGGCAAGGAUCAGAAUACGCCGACGCGGUCGUUGACGGCCCAGAGCACCCCGUUCUGGCCGCCGCACAACGGCCACAAAGCAAUUCUCCGCCGACAUCCAUGUCUGUUGCGGAAGCUGCUCCAGCGCCGCUGCGCGCUGGUCCAGAACUAGAAUCAGAUCCCUUACCCAAUAACAAGACGGAAGACACCCGGACCGAUUUCGAGAAAUAUGUCGACGACACAAAACGACACGAGGAGCAGUUAGAGGAGUCAGCUCCUCCUCCCCCGCCCAAAGAUUCCCCGCCUGCCUCAAUCACCUCCUCCUCAAAUACACAAUCAUACUUCAACCCGAGAGGGCUGCAGCGUGCUGAUUCAAUAUACUCUUUCUCCCGUGCCUCUUUCAGCAACCAGCUCUCCCAACUCACUUCCAUUCCCCUUCCUCAAGCGGAAGUACUCGAGACGAGCAUUUCGAACAUCGCGACCGCCCCUGCGGCCGUUCGAGCUUUGAAUGGACACGCUGAUCAAAUUAAAAUAUGGAUCGGAAAGGCCUCAGAUGUGCUUAGCGGCCUGGAUGCCGAGGAUGAUGUGGAAUGGGCGGCGGCAGGUGGCCGAGAAGGCCUUGAGGGUGUGGACAAGGCUAUUGUUCAAUUUGCUACUCUCGUCAACGUCUACAUGUCAUCAAUCGAGAACGUGCAGCUAAGGGACGACAUCGCGAAGGUUGACGCCGACAGCUUGAGAACCAUGAUCAGCCAGAUGGAAACUAUCACACAGAAAUGGGCCGGAAUAGAAAACAAGCUCAAGGGUGUGAAGGGACUUGUGGAAUUGGCAAUGGAAUGGGAGGAGCUGUGGUCCAACGUCCUAGGCGACGUAGGCAUGGAAAUUGACAACCUGAGUGGGAUGAUUUUCGAAAUGGAAGAGAAACGUCAUCAGAGUCUCAUGGACCCGACUGAACCUAGCGGCGGUCUUGAUAUCAACGAGCUCGAGACUAUUGUGGAGGAAUCCCCGACGAAGGGUCGGUCGCCUGCCAGCCGCUUGAGUAUUGGUCCUAUCUUGGCCACGGCAUCUGGCACGCCUGUAAUCAAGACUCCGCAGGACGAUACCAGCUACUCCAACCUCAUGGCUCUGUUUGCGCGCAUGCAACCAUUGCGGGCAUCCUUGGACUUUUUGCCCAUGCGACUAUCUAUGUUCCAAUCACGAGCCGAAGGUGUCUUUCCAAGUGCAUGCGAGGAGCUUGACGAGCGGCGAGACCGCCUGGAAAAGAGCUACAAGGUGCUAGAGACUGACGCGACGGCCUUGAAGAAAGAAUUGGGAGAGGAUAAGUGGAUUAUAGUGUUCCGCAACGCGGGCAGUCAAGCACAGAAGAUGUUUGACUCGGUUGAACGCAGUAUUGCCAAGUUACAAGAAGCAUUGGAAAGCAACGCACAGGUGAAUAACCCGUCGACACUGACCAAGCGGAUGGAGAAUUACGAGGCGAAGAAGAUGCACUACGUGCCUGCCAUCGAACGUGUGAUUACCAUCAUCCAAAAGGGCGUGAAUGAGCGUUUGACAGUCAAUGGCGAGGUCUUGCGACUGUUGUCAGAUAUGACGUCUCGAACGAAUGCACUCAAAGCCAGCCUUCGGGUGAUGGAUACGUCUUUGGAAGAUGUGCAGAUUGCGAGGGGUCAGCAAUUGCGAGAUUCCGUCUCCAGUAUCGUCACGAUGGAUAGCCCGGCGACAGGCAGUGUCAUCGACACACCUGGCAGCUCGCCUGCAUCAUCGGUUAUUAUCAGCGGGAAUGGAUGGAAGACGCCCGUUGGUGGCUCAAGCCGCCGCGAGAGCUCAGUUGGCAGCACCUCGACACGUUCGACAAUGUCCAAGAUUCGACGAAUGUCAGGCCUUCCCCAGCCCACGGCAACGUUGACUGGACGGAAGUCCUCCAUCCCGAUACCAGCCGGACUGGCAUCUCCAACGCCCUCCUACACCAGCAGCGCUGCCACUCCCACGCCGGCUUCUCGCAGACUAUCACGCACUCCUCAACCACCCUCUACAAUCCCCACUCGCCCUCGUUGGACCAACAGCACCAAUUUGAAUGACGUGGACUCCGGUAACUAUACCGUCCGAAAGUCAUCUGCUCCGGCGCGCACACCUCGACCAUCAUCUACCCUUCCCAAUCCAUUCCGACGCGAGUCGACUGCUUCUCCUAUACCGGGGGCUCUCCCAGGAAGAUCGAUCAGUCGCUUGUCGAGCCGACUGGCUUCAUCAUCCCGCAGUCCCGCACGGAAUAUUUCCUCUCCAACACCAGUCCGAUCCUCCCUGCUCGAUCCACCCCCUUUCAGUGGUCUUCGCAGACCGUCGGGCCUGUCCGAGACUCCUCGCAGCCGGCAGAGCUUUGCCGGUAUCCCAUCAUUCGGUCGCAGCGUCUCAAGGACCCAAGAACCAACCGACAGCCCAAGCAAAUCGACUCGUCCGGGCACCGCAUUAGGUCACUCCACGAACAAGCGCGCCAGUCUACUCCCACUACCCAAGCGAAACGACAAGACCCCUGCGCAAAAAGUGGAGACCCGACCGCCAUGGAGGGCAUAA